AUGGCUAAAUUUGAUAUGACAGAUCUAGGUAUGAUACACUAUUUUCUUGGUAUUGAAAUAGUGCAAUCUGCAAUCGGGAUUCUCAUUACUCAAAAGAAGAAUACUUUGGAGAUGCUGGACAGAUUUCAAAUGAUGAAUUGCAAUCAAGUUGGCAUCCCAACUGAACCAGGAUUGAAGCUAACUAAGGAUCUUGAAGGAAAGAAGGUUGAUAACACCUUAUUUAAGCAAAUUGUUGGAAGUUUGAUGUACUUAACAGAAGCCAGGCCAAACAUUAUGUAUUCUGUUAGUCUCAUUAGUAGAUAUAUGGAAUGUCCAGCAGAGUAUCAUCUUCUUGUUACAAAAAGGGUGUUACGUUACUUGAAAGGCACAUUUGAUUUUGGAGUUUUUUAUAAGAAAAAAGUAGCUUUAGAUCUCAUUGGUUUCUGUGAAAGUGAUUAUGCAAGUGAUUUAGAUGGGAGAAGAAGCACUUCUAGCUAUGCUUUUAUGAUGAGUUCGGGAGUUGUAUCAUGGUCAUCAAAGAAACAGCAAGUUGUUACCUUGUCUACAACUAAAGCAGAGUUUGUUGCAGCAGCUUCUAGUGCAUGUCAAGCUGUUUGGUUGAAAAAAAUCAUUGAUAUGUUACACAAGAAAUAG
Molecule: messenger RNA, 633 nt
Organism: Camellia sinensis
Lineage: Eukaryota; Viridiplantae; Streptophyta; Magnoliopsida; Ericales; Theaceae
Source: RefSeq, a predicted model, not a curated record